AUGUUACUGCUGCCUUACCAGCCCAUCUAUGAUAACACGUGGCUCGUCCUCAGUGUCACGACUUUUCUUGUGGUGGUAACAGUAAUUGCUCGGGCUUAUCGUUCUAGAUCAAGGAAUGGCCUUCCUCUCCCACCUUCCCCUCCCAAUUGGAGACUUAUGGGACACUUCCUUCCUCUUCGCCAUCCAUUUCUUACUGUAGCAGAAUGGAUUGACGAAUGCGGUCCUGUAAUUAGCAUUCGCGCAGGAACCGAGAAAGUCGUUAUAAUCGGCCGCUACAAAGCAGCGGUGGGCAUUAUGGAGAAGCAGGGCGGAGCGCUGGCUGAUCGUCCUCCCAUGAAUUCUGGACAAAUGAUCACCGGCGGAUUGGCCAUCGGUCUUGCACGCAUUGGGGACAGGUGGCGUCGGAUGCGUAAAGCAGUUCAUACGCAUCUCCAGCCCAAGGCAGCCGAGGCGUAUCAGCCUUUGCAGAUGUCAUUUGCGAAGAACACGGUCCUUGACAUUCUCAAUGAUCCAUCCAACUUUCAGAGCCACGUGUUAAGUUACGCUGUAACGACGGUUUUGAAAGUGGCGUAUGGGAAGGAUACACCCACGUCUGCGGCUGACCCCGAAGUCAGAGCGAUUCAUCAGUACAUGACUGUAUUCCGGACAGUCCUGCAACCUGGAGCUUACUGGGUGGACACGAUUCCCUGGCUCAGAUACCUUCCUUGGUACGGCAGAAAAUUAAAUAGUGAGUUUGAGGUUAGCCGGAAAGUCUACUUUGGUCAGAUGAACCGCUUGAAACAACAAUUGCAGAGUAAUGUGGACGCUGGUCCUUCGUUCGGGAGAUAUGUGCUAGAAGAUGAACAUCGCCUUGGCUUGUCAGAAUUGGAGGCGCAUUAUCUUCCUGGCACCUUUUUUGCAGCUGGAAGCCAUUCAACUGCUGCGGCAAUAUGCACGGUGCUAAUGGCAGCGGCAUGCUUUCCCAAGGAGCAAGCGAAAGUCCGGGCUGAGCUUGAUGCGGUCGUAGGAAGGCACCGAGCACCGAUCUUCGCUGACCAACAAUCUCUUCCUCUCCUGCACGCUUUUAUCUCCGAGGCUCUCAGAUGGAGACCGGUGAGUCCCAAUGGGUUUCCUCACCGAACAACACAAGACGAAAACUACUGCAUUCCCGCUGGAACUACGGUACUCGGUAGCAAUUGGGCCAUCUCGAAAGAUCCGGAAGUUUACCCUGAUCCUGACGUGUUCAAACCUCAGCGUUGGAUGAAUGAUCAAGGUGAAUUGAGGGAUGAUAUCACAUUUUUUGUUUAUGGGUUUGGUCGGCGUGUAUGCCCUGGUAUACACCUUGCGAACAGAUCGGUGUGGAUCAACUCGGUCCUUCUGUUUUGGGCCUUCCAGCUCACUCUAGAUCAUACGAAGCCAUUAAAUGACAUGGGCUUCAUGGGUCUGGUGUCACCACAUGUCUCUUGCCCUAUCGUGUUUACACCGAGAGUUCCAGACAUGGAGCUCAGGCACGUCAUGCAUAGGUAUCCUGAGGUCGACUCGGAAUGA
Suillus fuscotomentosus is the source of this 1527-nucleotide messenger RNA. RefSeq names its product cytochrome P450. The record is from RefSeq and is a predicted model, not a curated record. Gene Ontology annotation, molecular function: iron ion binding; oxidoreductase activity, acting on paired donors, with incorporation or reduction of molecular oxygen; monooxygenase activity. NCBI's taxonomy places the organism in Eukaryota, Fungi, Basidiomycota, Agaricomycetes, Boletales, Suillaceae. The transcript is spliced from 13 exons. Bases 1 to 1527 code for a protein of 508 amino acids.